Molecule: messenger RNA, 2762 nt
Organism: Struthio camelus australis
Lineage: Eukaryota; Metazoa; Chordata; Aves; Struthioniformes; Struthionidae
Source: RefSeq, a predicted model, not a curated record
AUGGCUGUGUUCCAAUUGCUUACCGAGAAUGCCUGUAACAUCUGCAACAUCUCUUCCUUAGGUUAUGCUUGCCGUGGUAUCUCCACCUCCACUGUUCUUCAGGCUAGAACCCACGUUAGCUGUGAUAUCAAAGGAGAUGUCGCUGUUGUACGUUUCAGCACACCAGAUUCAAAGGUGAACACUCUGUCCAAACAAUUGAGCUCCGAGAUGAGUGAUGUAUUGAAUGAAGUCUGGGCCAAUGAAGCUGUCAAAAGUGCCGUCCUCAUCUCUUCAAAGCCAGGCUCUUUCAUUGCUGGAGCAGAUCUUGACAUGAUUGGCGCCUGCAAGACUUCUCAGGAAGUGACUCAGCUCUCUCAGGAAGGACAGAAGAUGUUAGAAAAAAUUGAGCGGUCUUCAAAGCCCAUAGUUGCUGCCAUCAGUGGCUCCUGCCUGGGAGGAGGACUGGAGGUUGCCCUUGCCUGUCACUACAGAAUAGCAACAAAGGACAAGAAAACGGUCUUGGCCACACCUGAAGUGUCACUGGGACUCCUGCCAGGGGCAGGGGCCACUCAGAGGCUGCCAAAGCUGGUAGGACUUCCUGCUGCCUUUGAUAUGAUGCUAACUGGGAAGAGCAUCCGUCCUGACAGAGCAAAGAAGAUGGGUCUGGUUGACCAGCUGGUGGACCCACUAGGGCCAGGUCUAAAAACUCCAGAAGCAAGAACAAUUGAGUACUUGGAGGAAGUAGCAAUUAGCUUUGCCAGAGGACUAGCCAACAGGACUGUGUCUACCAGAAAAUCAAAAGGGCUAAUGCAGAAGAUAACAGAUUAUGCCAUGGCUGUUCCAUUUGUGAGGCAGCAAGUCUACAAGACAGUGGAGAGCAAAGUUCAGAAGCAGACCAAAGGACUCUACCCUGCUCCACUAAAAAUCAUUGAGGUUGUAAAGACUGGUCUUGAUCAGGGGCGUGACGCUGGAUACCUCACUGAAUCCCAGAAUUUUGGCCAACUUGCAAUGACUAAAGAAAGCAAGGCACUGAUUGGACUUUACCGUGGGCAGGUGCAAUGCAAGAAGAACAAGUUUGGAACACCUCAGCGAGAAGUCAAGACCCUGGCUGUGCUGGGAGCAGGGCUCAUGGGAGCCGGAAUUGCACAGGUUUCAGUGGAUAAAGGACUGAACACCAUUCUGAAGGACACAGUACAGCAAGGCUUGGAGAGAGGACAGCAGCAGGUCUUCAAGGGGCUGAACAGCAAGGUGAAGAAGAAGAGUCUAACACCGUUUGAGAGGGACUUGUUUCUCAGCAACCUGACGGGCCAGCUGGACUACAAAGGCUUUGAUAAAGCAGACAUGGUGAUCGAGGCUGUGUUCGAGGACAUUAACAUCAAGCACAAAGUGUUGAAAGAAGUGGAGGCCGUGAUCCCUGCUCACUGUGUCUUUGCCAGUAACACAUCUGCCCUCCCAAUCAGCCAAAUUGCCGCUGUUAGCAAGAGGCCAGAGAAGGUGAUCGGGAUGCACUACUUCUCUCCUGUUGACAGAAUGCAGCUGCUGGAAAUCAUCACCACAGACAAAACAUCCCAGGACACAGCUGCUUCUGCUGUUGCUGUUGGGCUCAAACAGGGCAAGAUUGUCAUCGUGGUAAAGGAUGGGCCUGGUUUCUAUACCACCAGGUGUCUGGGGCCAAUGCUGUCUGAAGUGGUCCGAGUUCUCCAGGAGGGUUUUGACCCGAAGAAAAUAGACAGCCUCUCCACAGCCUUCGGCUUCCCGGUCGGUGCUGUCACGCUGAUCGAUGAGGUGGGUGUGGAUGUAGCCACGCACGUGGCUGAGGACCUCGGCAAGGCCUUUGGUGAGCGCUUUGGAGGAGGCAACAUCGAGUUGUUCAAGCUCAUGGUGGAGAAGGGCUUCUUAGGCCGCAAGGCAGGAAAGGGCUUUUACAUUUACCAGGAGGGAGUGAAGAACAGGAACGUGAAUUCUGGCAUGGAUGAGAUCUUGACACGGUUCAAAGUGCCAGCCAACCCUGAAGUCUGCACUGAGGAGGACAUCCAGAUGCGGUUGGUGACGAGGUUCGUGAAUGAGGCAGCCAUGUGUCUCCAGGAAGGGAUCCUCAGCAACCCCGUGGAGGGAGAUAUCGGUGCUGUGUUUGGCCUGGGCUUCCCGCCAUGCCUGGGAGGUCCCUUCAGGUACGCAGACUCGUAUGGAGCCAAGCAGCUGGUGGACAAGCUGCGGAAGUACGAGGCCGUCUAUGGAAGCCAGUUCACGCCGUGCCAGCUGCUGCUGGACUAUGCCAACAACCCAAGCAAGAAAUUCCACCAGUGAGAGCGGCCCAUUGCCUCCUGCCUGUGAUGCACCGACAGCCGGAGCUGAGGGCACCGGCUCUCCAGCAACACCUGAUUCUCUGUAGGUUCAUCUGCAACGUACCUGGGGCAGGCAAGGAAGGAAGGAGGGAAGCAGCGGACUACCUUGUGGCUUGUAGUCAUUUCAAGUGCCUUAUCAGCUACUGUACGUUGGGCACUUCCGUCCUCUGCCAGCAUGGACCUGGGGUCUCCAUGUUGGAAGAGAAAUUCUUCUGCAUUCACCUCCAUGUUGCACUCGCCAGAACUCGCAGCAUGGCAUGCAGUAUCCGUGACACGGCUGGCUCUGAGGCCUUGCUUUCCAUAAACCUCCAACAAUAAAUCCCCAUCUCCUGGCUCUGGACUCCAAUGCCUGCUUCUAAUCCUGUCUCGCUGGGGCAGCAGCCUCUAGGCACUGAGGAAUGGAACCACUCGGGGUGGAAAUAAAGCGUUCAGGCAAUC